Molecule: messenger RNA, 1692 nt
Organism: Saprolegnia parasitica CBS 223.65
Lineage: Eukaryota; Oomycota; Saprolegniomycetes; Saprolegniales; Saprolegniaceae
Exons: 1
Biological process (GO): proteolysis
Molecular function (GO): aspartic-type endopeptidase activity
Source: RefSeq, a predicted model, not a curated record
AUGGAGCCCCACAACGUGACCGUGGACGAGGCCCGCCUGCUCCAAGAAGGAUAUAGCCGCCGCCUGGAAGAGGCCGCCCGAGAAGCCGCUGAGGAAGCCGCCCGAAAAGAAGCUGCCCGCCGCGAAGCCGUCGCCGCCGCAGCCCGUGCCGUCCAAGAGGACCCCGAUUUCCUGCGUCGGGUGCAAGUUGAGAUUGACCAACGCGUCGAGAAGGCCGCCGCCGUACAUGCCACCGCCGUCCAGGCCGACCGCAACAGGCAGAUGGCCGAAGAAGUGGAGUGCCGCGUGCAAGCGAUGCUAGAAGAGCGCGUCGCCGCCGCAUUUGCAGCACGAGCCAAGGCGUCCCAGGCUGAGGUGCCGCAAGUGGAAGCGCCAGCAGGCGAGCCCGAACGCGCGCCACGCCGGUCGGAGAUGACGGCCAUGCUCGUACAGAACAUGACGCAGAACUCGGCCCUCAUCAAGCGCUUGGCGAACCCGCCAAAAGUUGAAGGACGGGUCGAGGGCAUCAGCAUGCCGAUCUACGCAGGACGACACGAUGAGAACCUCGAGCUGUUCUGCUUCCAAGCGCGCGUGUACUUCGCAGCCAAGAACAUCAACCAUCGCGAGAUGGACAACCAAGUGCGCUGCCUGAACAUGAUGGUCGCAAACCUGCGCGGCGUGGCGGCCGCAUGGUACCAAGAGCGCGUCAAGUCCCAGAACGCAGUGCCGACGACGAUCGGCGAGUUCGAAACGGCGCUCAAGCGCGAGUUUGUGCCGCCGGACGCACAAGAACGCUAUCGAGACCAGCUCUACAACCUCCACCAACGCGAUUUCCGCACCCUUGAAGAGUACAUUGCGGCCUACCGCCAAAUCAUUGUGCGCGUGAACGACAUGUCGCAGCUCGACCGCGUCAUGCUCUUCACACGCGGGCUACGCACGCAGACGCGUGAAGAGGUGCAGUACCGCCGCGCUGACGUGGUCUCGGACGCUAUCGCGCUGGCGCUCGAGUUUGAGCGGACACACCCGUCGGUCGUCAACGAGUCGGCGGGCUACGACCGUGGUCGCGGCGGGUACGACCGGACGCGCGGCCACGACGGGCGGAUGCUCGACGGGCGGAUGCUCGUCAAUUACUCGGCCACGCAUGGCGGCCAAGGUGGUCGUGGUCGCAGUGGACUUGCGGACCCGUACGUGCACAAGGCCCACCAGCGCGGGCUGUGCUUCAAUUGCCACUCGGCGUGGCAUCAGUCACGUGAGUGCCCGGCGCCACGACGGGACGGUCGCCAACAGCCGAUGCGCCAGCACGUUCUGGAGGUCGAAGUCCACGACUACUCCGACAUGGCCGGCGAGCGCCUUGACGAGCACGUCGAAAUCACGACGUUGGCGCUCCGCCCCGAGCCCACCGACAUCGACGACAUGGCGGCCCAGGUGGCAGAGAUCGAAGUCAACACGAUCGAGGUGCGACCCGAGCAUGUGACCGUCGGUGCGACGGGUGUCAACGACCUGUUCACGAUGCCGGCGGUGGUCAACGGCAAAUGCCUCACGGCGUUGUUGGACUCGGGCGCAGACCACAACGUUAUCACGCCGGGCGUGGGUCGAGGGAUCAUGGCCACGAAGGCGGUGACAGUGACUGGUUUUGGCCCCGCGAACGUGACCCGCCGCUGGGUGCACGAGGUGUCGGACGUCGUGAACAUGGGCGGCCACACCUACGCCGAC